AUGAGAGCUUUUUUCGAUUCUGACAUUGUCAUAAAUUUUACCCUCUCAGAAGAAGCAAUUGAAAAAGAAAAAAGAAUUAUAGAAAAUAAUAAAAGACUAGUUCGAGAUUGUCAAAGAGAUAAAUUGCUAUGUGAUGUGAAAAAAAAUUGGGAUAAAUUUUAUAACCAAUAUAAAACAAAUUUUUUUAAAGAUAGGAAAUGGUUAAAAGUCGAAUUUGAUCAUAUAUUUAAAGAAGGUUUAAAAAAUUAUGAUGAAACUAUUGACAAAAGUGAAAUAAGAAAGAAUGAGCAAACCAAACUUGUUUUAGAAAUUGGAUGUGGUGUGGGAAAUUCAUUAAUUCCUCUUUUAAUGGAAUAUGAAGAUUGUAAUUUUAUAGGAAUCGAUUUUUCAAAACAUGCGAUUAACUUUUUAAAUGAUAAAUGGGAAAAACUUGUAAGUAUCAAUAAUAAGUUAAAAUAUGAAAAUAUGACUGUAGAAAGUAAUAUGAAGGAUAAGUAUGAAAAGGAAACAAAUAAAAAUGUUGAAUUGGACGGUAAAUUUAAUUGUGCUUUUGAAAAUUCGUUAAAUGAUAUAUGUCAAAAGGAAAUAAAGAAUAAAAAUAUUUUAUUAGAAAAUAAUAUAAAUGAUGGCACCCAAAAUAAUAAUGAUAAUAAUAAUGAUAAUAAUGAUAAUAAUGAUAACAAUAAUGAUAACAAUAAUGAUAACAAUAAUGAUAACAAUAAUGAUAACAAUAAUAAUAAUAAUAAUAACGAUUGUCAUAUAUUGGAGGAACAAAAUUGUACAGAUAUUUAUGAAUUGAAAAGUUAUAAAAAAUUUGGAAAUUUGAUUAAAACAUGUGUAGUAGAUAUUACUUCAUCAGAUGACGACAAUUCUAAUUUUAUUUGUGAAUAUGGUUCCGUUGAUAUUAUUUUAUUAAUCUAUGUAUUAUCCGCUGUCCAACCUGAUAAAAUGAUAAAUGUAAUAAAUAAUUGUUAUAAAUAUUUAAAAAAGGGUGGUUAUGUUUUAUUAAGAGAUUAUGGGUUAUAUGAUUUAACACAAGUACGUUUUGCCAUUAAAAAAGAAAAAAAUAUAUCUGAAAAUUUUUAUGUAAGAGGUGAUAAAACAUUUGUGUAUUUUUUUAAAACAGAGGAAUUACAUGAUCUGUUCUGUAAAAAUGGACAAUUCGAAGAAGUACAAAAUAAAUAUAUAACCAGGAUUGUUAAGAAUAGGAAGAGAAAUUUGGAGAUGAAAAGAAUAUGGGUUCAAUCCAUAUUUAGGAAGAUAUAA
Molecule: messenger RNA, 1266 nt
Organism: Plasmodium falciparum 3D7
Lineage: Eukaryota; Apicomplexa; Aconoidasida; Haemosporida; Plasmodiidae
Product: class I SAM-dependent methyltransferase
Molecular function (GO): RNA methyltransferase activity; S-adenosylmethionine-dependent methyltransferase activity; methyltransferase activity
Source: RefSeq, a predicted model, not a curated record